GAUGUCGAACCCGCAUAAGAAGAUAAGCAGUUUGACAGACAAGAAUGCCGCUCUGAAUAUUGUGCUCCUGAUGUCUGGCUUCUUUCUCCUUUCAUUUCUUCCCGUGUCCAUGGCAGACAACUGUGGAUGGCCAACAGAACCCCAGAUCCUCAUGUUGGAUGUGUUUUUUCAGAGCCCAACCAUCUCCAGUCUGAACAUGAGUAACAUGGAGUCCUGCACGACAACAUUUGUGUCUCAGUUCGAUGCUGGGUUCCUCGAUUACAAACAGGCAGGUGUGAUAUUGGUAACAGACAGAUUUAACCUGUCGAGGUCUGGGUCCUGCAGUGCUGAUACGGAACGUCUGGUGAUCUCAGAUCUGAAACACCCUGAAGGCGAGUCUUCUCUUUUUUCUUAA
Messenger RNA from Aplysia californica (California sea hare), 394 nucleotides. RefSeq lists its product as uncharacterized. The record is from RefSeq and is a predicted model, not a curated record. Bases 2 to 394 code for a protein of 130 amino acids. The transcript has 3 exons. Lineage: Eukaryota; Metazoa; Mollusca; Gastropoda; Aplysiida; Aplysiidae.